AUGAGUCUUUCAGAGAGCACGAUACCCCUAGAUGACGAGUACCGAGAUACUCUGGAGUACUGUGGUCGCACAUUCCACAAGUAUUCGUUGGAAACUGGCACAUACUUUGCGCCUGUGGACGAGGAAGAGAUCGAGCGGUUGGAGCUGAUGCACAAUGUCCUGUCGAAAGUGUUCGAUAAUAGGCUCAUCUUCCCACCCAUGGUCACCCAAAGAAAGAUUCUCGACUGCGGUUGCGGUGCUGCGAACUGGGCCGUCGAUGUGGCCGAACAAUAUCCCGACUGUGAGGUAUGUGGCGAUGGUGCCGAUAUGACGUUGUUCAGAGUCUGA
Messenger RNA from Beauveria bassiana ARSEF 2860, 327 nucleotides. RefSeq names its product methyltransferase domain-containing protein. The record is from RefSeq and is a predicted model, not a curated record. NCBI's taxonomy places the organism in Eukaryota, Fungi, Ascomycota, Sordariomycetes, Hypocreales, Cordycipitaceae. The transcript has 3 exons. Bases 1 to 327 code for a protein of 108 amino acids.